Meleagris gallopavo (turkey) is the source of this 1527-nucleotide messenger RNA. Lineage: Eukaryota; Metazoa; Chordata; Aves; Galliformes; Phasianidae. The record is from RefSeq and is a predicted model, not a curated record.
GUUGGACUGAAAGCAGCAAAAACUUUCAAAAUCAAAUUACUCAUUUAGUGGGGAAUGUCCUUUUGGCCACUGGAUUUCUCUCCUACUCUGGACCUUUCAAUCAGGAGUACAGGAAUUUGCUGCUCCAUUUGUGGAAGAAAGAGAUGAACAGCAGCAAGAUUCCAUACAGUAAUGACCUGAAUCUCACCAGUAUGCUUGUUGACAAUGCUACAGUCAGUGAAUGGAACCUCCAGGGUCUUCCAAAUGAUGACCUUUCAAUUCAGAAUGGCAUAAUGGUCACCACAGCAUCUAGAUAUCCUUUGCUGAUUGAUCCACAAGGUCAAGGAAAGAUCUGGAUUAAGAAUAAAGAAAAGAAUAAUGGACUACAGGUUACAGCUAUGAACCACAAGUUCUUCAGAAGUCAUAUAGAAGACAGCCUGUCCCUUGGCCGACCCUUGUUAAUAGAAAACAUUGGAGAGGAACUCGAUCCUGCUCUAGAUAACAUCCUGGAAAAAAAUUUCAUAAAAUCUGGUUCAACACACAAAGUGAAAGUAGGUGACAAGGAGGUAGAUCUCAUGAAAGGGUUUACCCUUUAUAUGACAACGAAAUUGGCUAAUCCUGCCUAUACACCAGAAAUCAGUGCAAGAACAACAGUGAUUGACUUUACUGUUACAGUGCGAGGGUUGGAAGAUCAGCUCCUUGGUCGUGUCAUCCUCACAGAAAAACAGGAACUUGAGGCAGAAAGAGUCAAACUGAUGGAGGAAGUGACAUCUAACAGGAGGAGAAUGCAGGAGCUUGAAGAUAACCUACUCUUUCGCCUAACGAGUACAGAGGGCUCUUUGGUUGAAGAUGAGUCUCUAAUAGAAGUCCUAAGAAUCACUAAAACAACAGCAGAAGAGGUCAGUGAAAAAUUAAGCAUAGCAGCGGAGACAGAGGUGAAAAUCAAUACUGCACGUGAAGAGUAUCGGCCAGUUGCUUGUCGUGGUAGCAUUCUUUAUUUCCUAAUUGUGGAAAUUAGCUUAGUGAAUGUCAUGUACCAAACAUCCUUACGGCAGUUUCUUGGCAUUUUUGACCUGUCAGUGGAAAGAUCUCAGAAAUCUCAGAUCACAGGAAAAAGAGUGCUGUAUAUAAUUGAGCAUCUCACCUAUGAAGUCUUCAAGUAUACAGUUCGAGGGCUGUAUGAAAAUCACAGAUUCCUGUUUACAUUGCUGCUGGCGUUGAAGAUUGACUUGCAGGCCAAGAAAAUUUCACACAGUGAGUUUGAGACACUGAUCAAAGGUAAUUUCUCCAUAAAUAUUCUCUAUUUGCAUGUCUGUGGACUAAAAAAUUCAGAUUUUGCAGUGCUUACACUAGCAGUAUGUUCUAUCCAUUAGGAGUGGUGCUUUUUACCUGGUGAGUGAAUACAUGUAUAUUGCAAAAGAGAAGUUUACGAUAUAAAAUUUGCAAAACAAACAACGUAGACUAUUUGUUGUCAAAAUAAUGCUAAAAUGAGUUUAUUUGUUAAGUUUUAUGUUUGAUAAGAGGGAAAAAAAGGCUGUUACUUUGCAA